Molecule: messenger RNA, 3678 nt
Organism: Elgaria multicarinata webbii
Lineage: Eukaryota; Metazoa; Chordata; Lepidosauria; Squamata; Anguidae
Gene: RBM6
Product: RNA binding motif protein 6
Exons: 21
Coding region: 121-3531 (1136 amino acids)
Biological process (GO): mRNA splicing, via spliceosome
Cellular component (GO): nucleus
Molecular function (GO): RNA binding
Source: RefSeq, a predicted model, not a curated record
GUUCCGGUUUCUUCUUGAUCGGCGCUGCGGCUUCGCUGGAGGCCCGGAGCGGCGGUGCCCUGAGUCUGUUUGUGAUUCUGUACUUCAACAACGAACACUCAUUUUGUCAUCACAGACAAAAUGUGGGGAAAUCCUCGACCAGCCAACAGAAUGGGUCCUUACCGUGGGAGCCAAGAAGAAAGAUUUGCUCCCGGGUGGAACAGGGAUUACUCUCCUCCCCUUGAUAGUCUUGCUCAAGAAAGACACUCUGGCAACUUCUCUGGCAGAGAAUCACUUCCUUUUGAUAUCCAGGGACACCCAGGCAUCCUCAAUCCUCAGUUUGCCAACAGAGAGGAACCUUCUUUCAGCUUUGGAGGUAGAGAUGGACCUCAUAGCGAUUUCAGAGGUGGGGAGGGCCAUUUAUGUGAAUUUGGAGGCAGAGAUUACCCACCUUCUGACUUCCAGAGUAGAGAUGAUUCACACUUGGACUUCAGAGGCAGGGUGCCACUCCAUCCAGACUUUAGAGGCAGAGAGAUGUAUCCAGGAGAUUUCCAGGACAGGGAAGGACAGUCUAUGGAUUAUAGUGGAGGAGAUAUUCCUCCUAUGGAUUACAGGAACAGGGAUGCAUUUCGUAUGAACUACAGGGAUAGGGAAGCUCAUACUGUGAACUACAGGGGCAGAGAUGAUGCCCCAUCAGAUUUUCGUGCAAGGGGAACAUUUGAUUUAGAUUUUAGAAACAGAGAUGGAUCUCAUCCACACUUUAGAGCAAGAGACGUCUCUGAACAGGAGUACAGGGGCAGAGAGCAGCCAUAUUCAGAUUUUAGGAAAAGAGAUGCACCUGAUAUAGACUUAAGGGGUGUGGGUGCAGCUGACCUAGACUUUAGAGACAGGGAUGUACCCCAUUCAAAUUUCAGAAACCGGCCUAAAUCUCAGGCUGAUCAGGAUUUCAGGAGUAGGGAUGUGCCACCAUCUCUGGAUUUUGCAGAUAGGGAAAUGCCCUCGGUGGACCCAAAUGUUGUGGAUUUCCAACACAGUCAAUCUACAGUACCUAUAACAGAUAGAGAAUGCAAGAUAGAAGCGGCUGUACGUAUUGUUAGAGAGAGGUCUUCCUUGGGUGUUCAAAUUGAGGAGUUUCCACAUUCAGAGCCAAGAGCCAGAGAAGAAGAAUCCCAAGGGCAGAAUCCUGAGGCUGAAUCUUCUCUAGAGUUCCAAAAUAGCCGUGGUCCUCUUCCCAAUCUUCAGGACCAAGAUAAGCCUCCUCAGGCCUUUGUUAGCACUCAGGAGCUUUCUGCGGGUGAACAGCAAGUAUCUGAAUCAUCUGGUCAUGGACUGAAGGAAAAAAGUGACCUGGAUUUCCUUGGGCAGCAGGAUACAGAUUACAGAGGCAUUGAAUAUCGGGAUGUAGAUCAUCGGUUGCCAGGAAAUCAGCGCUUUGACUAUGAGCAUGGGAAGUCUUUUGCAGAAGGAAAGUCUUCUAAAGAUUCUCAGCCAGAUCUUCAGGACCAGGAUUACAGGACCUGUCUCAAAGAUAUAAAACCAAGCAAGCUGAUUCGACUAGGAAGAGUUCCUGAAACUGCCACAAAAGAUGAUAUUCUCAAUGCUUUCCAAGCAUGUGAUGGGACACCAGUGAAGAACCUGCGCCUAAAAGAUUAUACUACAGGUUACAACUAUGGCUAUAUCUGCGUGGAGUUUUCCCUCUUGGAAGAGGCCAUCGCCUGCAUGGAAGCCAACCAGGGAAAGCUUGUUAUUGGUGGGAAACAAGUCACCCUGGAAUAUAGCCAGUCCCCUGAAUUUUGGCACUGCAAGCGUUGUAACUUGCCUAGGAUAGGGUAUCGUUCAUCCUGUUAUUUCUGCAAACUCCCAAGAGAUGUAACAGAAGAGAAAGUUGAAAAGGGGGAGGAAGAGUUACCUGAAGAACCAACGCCAGAGGAAGAACCUCUUGAGGAGGCUACUCCACCACAAGAACUUGCUCCUCAGAAGCCUGUGUUGGAGCAGCAGUGCCAGCCUCAGGAACCUGAACCUAAAAAGAAGGAUGAAAUCAGGGAACAGUGGCCUUCACAAGAAAGGAAAAGGGACUCUGAAAUGUAUCCACCCCGAAAGGAAAACCAAGAACGUAGUUCAAGAAAAGCCACUGACACCAAACACCAGGAGGACGAGAGUAAAACGAUUAUGUUAAAACGCAUCCCUCGCUUCACUCCACCGGAAGUGAUUGUGGGGCUUCUGGCACCAUAUGUCCGUCUCUCCACUUCAAGUGUCCGUGUGAUGAAGAACAAAGCUGGUCGGAUGGGCUACACCUAUGGCUUCAUUGAAUUGGACUCUCAUGCUGAGGCCCUCCGGUUAGUGAAGGUUUUACAAGAUCUGGAUCCUCCAAUCAGCAUUGAUGGACGUGCUGUGGAUGUAAACCUAGCCACAGGAAAAAGGAGGAAUGAAUAUGGAGACCAGGGUGAUAAUCCCCGCUUCAGCCAGGGCAAACGGGGCAUGAGUGACAGGAGAGGUGCUGACUCACAGAAACGAAGAUCAGAGUCUUCUUCCGAUGUGUCAACGUUUAUUUAUGACCCAGACACUGGAAACUAUUUUGACCCCAUAACUGGGGUAUACUAUGAUCCCAAUACUCAGAGAGAAGUACCGAUGGGCCGAGAAGCGUCUCCAUCUCCACCACCUCCUAGCGGAAGGAGGCGUAAGAGCCAGGAAAGGACAAGUGAAAGAGAUGAGACAUCCAGUAGAGAUAACAGAGAGAGAAGAGACAGACACAGAAAUAAGUCGGCCAAGAAUGAGUCCCAAGAGGAGAAAUUUCCUGCCGAAGACGUCUUUAAAAAGCCACUACCUCCAUCAUUGAAAAAGGAAGAGAGUGCACCCCCGCCGAAGGUGGUGAAUCCUCUGAUAGGACUCCUAGGGGAGUAUGGUGGAGACAGUGACAACGAGGAAGAGGAUGACGAAGAGGAGCCACAACCACCGCCUCCGCCUCCGCGGCCACCAGUGCAACAGGAAGAGCGGCCUCAGAAGACUGAAAAUGAUGAGGAUAAGCUGACUGACUGGAAUAAGUUGGCAUGUUUACUUUGCCGGAGGCAGUUUCCAAAUAAGGAAGUACUGAUCAAGCACCAACAGCUUUCCAACCUUCACAAACAAAACCUAGAGAUUCAUCGGAAGAUAAAGCGAUCGGAGCAAGAGCUGGCGUAUUUGGAGAGGCGAGAGCGAGAGGGAAGGUUUAAAGAAAAGGGAAGUGACCGAAGAGAGAGAUUUGAGGAACGGAGCUCCCCAGAGAGAAAACGGCCAAAGUACUUCAGGAAUUCUGAAAGUGACUAUAAGCCCAUGGAUAAAGGAAGAAUGGAGAGCAAUAACAAAGGAAGCCGUAUGAUGCAAGCUAUGGGCUGGAAGGAAGGCUCAGGUCUGGGGCGCAAUGAACAAGGCAUGACGUCUCCAGUGGAGCCAGAAAAUCGGAAGAAAGGAGCUGGCUUGGGGACCCAAGGGAGGCCCAGCAGAAGGCAAUCUAAUGAAACCUACAGAGAUGCUGUGCGGAGAGUCAUGUUUGCCCGCUACAAGGAACUUGAAUAAAUGUAGAAAGGAAUCCCAUCACACCCAACACAUCCUGUACCUUUUGGUCCUUCUCUGUGUCCGUCUCUUGUUUUUUUGAAUCAAUGUUCUUAUUUGCUGCUGAAGUGUGUUUUUGUUCUUCGUUUUUCAAUAAAACAGAAAAGUCAA